AUGGUGCUGCGGUAUGCUCGAGUACCCUACGAAUUGCACUUUUCCGACGAUCCGCUAGGCGAUAUUUCGCCUGAUGGGAUUGCAACUGGUAUCCUGGGCCAAGUGCAAAACGACGAAUACGAUCUGGUGUGCGCCCGGGCGGUGAUGAGCCCAAGGCGCCGCGACUAUUUCAAAUUCUCUUUCCCGAGCCAAUAUGAAGUUACGCAGGUAUUUAUGAUUCGCGACGAUUCCCUGCCCGUCUUUCUUGACAGUUUUUUAUUCCGCCCAUUUUCCACGAACGUCUGGGUGGCGCUACUGAUUAUGCUAUUUAUCCUGGUGCUCUUGUAUACGCUGUUCAGAUUUUUCGAGUUUCGCGGGGCCGAAACGCGAACGAAAAUGGGCGAAUACCGCCUCCUCACCAGCAGUACCACACAAAUCCCGGUGUGUCCGUACGAGUACUAUGACCGUUGUGACCGGAUUUUCGAGGAGAUAUUCGCCAAAUACCCGCCGAUAAUUGGCUCCUAUCAAAAACUCGCUCAAGACGAGUUUGUGCGAAAGCACCCCUAUCCGUUGGUGGCCUUUGCCUGGUUGCCCGGACAUCGUAUCACAUCGGAAUACAGUACCCUUACGGAUAGACAAUUCCAUUCGCAUACAGUCGACCUACACUACGACCCAAUAUACCCACCCGUUUCCAUCCAACAACUCCCUACAAAGACUGCCUUUACAUUACGACAGCUCUCCGUAAUCUUCUACGUCCUCCUGGGGGCUCUCGGAAUCUCGCUCCUCGCCCUCGUCGUCGAGAUCAACUUCUCGUAUCUGAAGCUGCAGCUGGGGAGGCCAACGAAAAUGCGAGCGGCCGGGCGGCUGUUGCCGCUAUGGGUAGAGUGGUGGCUGGCCAUUUCCUCGAUCCUGUGCACGAUCGACAUCAUCUACACGACAUUCCGCCCGUACACGAAUCGCGGCGGCUAUUUGGAGAAGCUGUUCGAGCCGUGGAACAUCUACGCGGACGUCGAUCUUCGAUACGCGGAAUGGGACGACCUGGUGACGAUGGCCACCGGAAGGGUGAUGGCUAUUGAGGUCGUCAUGAAUCUGGUGACGUUGAUCCUUGCUCGGCGUGAGUCCCGCCAUACGGUCCUGCUCGCCUUCACCACGUCGGCGUUCGUCUUCUGGAAGACGUUCUGGUAUAUGGUGCUGUACAUUCGACAGCCGGAAGGCACACGCGAAUACAUCAGACCCGGAACUGGGUGGCUCGCUGAAUUUAUCGUCUUCUGGGUGGCCGAUGGUUUCUGGUGUGCCGUCCCACUGGCCGUCAUGGUAGCGCUGUGGAAUCGGCUGGCACGUCACGAGUACGAGUUCGUCUCCACCAAGGAUCUCGCC
Mesorhabditis spiculigera is the source of this 1356-nucleotide messenger RNA. The record is from the annotation of a GenBank genome assembly. NCBI's taxonomy places the organism in Eukaryota, Metazoa, Nematoda, Chromadorea, Rhabditida, Rhabditidae.